CACACCUUUAAUUCCGGGUCGUUGUUUCCCGGAAAGCUUGUACUGCAUUGCUGGUACAAUUUGAGCUGGGCCAGUAUAGGGAAGCACCUUACGUCUUCGUUUGCUACAAUCUUCUUCCUGAUAAUGGGCUUUAGACAAUAUCCUAGUUAAGGGAUUGAGCCUCAGGCCCAAAGGUAACGAGGCAUUAGGAGUCACAUUUUGUCUACGCCGCCUGUGCUGCGCUGUUAACAGCAGCGGGUGCGCAUACAGCUUCAUAGGACCAACAGGAUCAUGGCGGCACCUACGGAUGGGCCACAGCAAGCCCGCGGGGACCCAACCGAGAGCCUUGCUCUCCUGCUCAACAGUACCUCGUUGGGCUCGGAUACAGCGGCACCUCAGCAUUGGCUCACGCAAACAGACAUACUGACGACGGACAAUGUCGAUUUUGACGCUCCAGUUACUUCCAGCAGCGGCAAGGCACAGGGCAAAGGAAGCGCAACCCGGGACGUAGGCGCAGAGUUCCUUGACAGUGCCCAGGAUUUGGAUAGUGUUUACAGUUCGCACUUGUCCUCCUGCCCGGACCUGUUAUCAAGCUUAAACAGCGCUGCAGAGGCGCCAGUGUUUUUUAACACUGACCCUAAUGGCCACGCGGCCAGCGGCCGCGUCGAUGGCCCACUGGAGCCCGCUUCACGAAGCUUGUCAGCAAGCCUAGCACAGGACAACUCUGGUGAUGCCGCUGGGCCGGGUACCUCGUACCGGCCUCCGCAGAACAGUAAUAAAGAUGGCUCAAGCCCACGAAAGCACCCGCAGCGCGGUCAGGGCUAUCGCAGGCUAUGGCAACAGGUGACCAAAGUUUCAAAAGGCCAAAAGCUUCAGGACAACAUGGGUCUGGCGUUUUCAGACAUGACGGUCGAGGAUUUACUGAAGAUAGUCCUCAAGCUUGCUCCACAGGAGUCCGCCGUUGAGGCUAUUAAGCAGGGCCUUUACUACCUGGACAGCUCCGCUAUGGCGGCCCUGCUCAAGGAGCUGGCGAAGCAGGGCUACCUGAAGCGCGCUGUCGAGAUUUUCGAUUGGCUCCGGGCCCUUGAGCCCGGCCACGAGCUCGGAGGCUUGUGCGACCUCUACACCUACACCACCAUGAUCAGCCAGUGUGGUUCGCACCAGCAGCUGCGGCGGGCGCUGGAGCUGGUGGCGGAGAUGCGCAGCCGCGGCAUCGAUUGCAACGUGCACACGUACAGCGCGCUGAUGAACGUGUGCAUAAAGGCCAACGAACUGGACCUUGCGCAGGAUGUGUACAAGCAGAUGCUGGAGGAGGGCUGCAGCCCCAACCUGGUGACGUACAACAUCCUGAUCGACGUGUACGUGAAGCGCUGCCAGUGGGAGGAGGCGGUGAAGGUGCUGGACACGCUGGAGAAGCAGGGCAUCCAAGCGGAGGUGCGCACCUACAACACAGUCAUAUCCGCAUGCAACAAGUCGGGCCAGCCGGAGCAGGCGCUCAAAGUGUACGAGAAAAUGCUGGCGGCGGGCGUCAAGCCCUCGGCCACGACGUACACCGCCCUCAUCAGCGCGUACGGCAAGAAGGGCCAGGUGGAGAAGGCGCUGGAGAUAUUCCGCGACAUGAUUCGCCGCGGCUGCGAGCGCAACGUCAUCACCUACUCGUCGCUCAUCAGCGCCUGCGAGAAGGCGGGGCGGUGGGAGAUGGCGCUGGAGCUGUUUAGCAAGAUGCACAAGGAGAACUGCAAACCCAAUGUGGUGACCUUCAACUCCCUCAUUGCCGCCUGCUCGCAUGGCGGGCACUGGGAAAAGGCGAGCGAGCUGUUUGAGCAGAUGCAGACGCAGGGCUGCAAGCCCGACAGCAUCACCUACUGCGGCCUCAUCACCGCCUACGAGCGGGGCGGGCAGUGGCGCCGCGCGCUCAAGGCGUUUGAGCAGAUGCAGGCGCAGGGCUGCCACCCGGACGCGGCCGUGUUCAACAGCCUGAUGGAGGUGCUGUGGCAGAGCGGGGUGCUGCUGGCGCAGGCCAAGGCGCUGCAGCUGUGGACGCUGGCCAACAGGAGCGGGCACUUCAGGAUCUACACGAACAGCAAGCACGACAGCAACGUGCUGCAGUACAGCACGGUGGCCUUCACCAGCGGGGCGGCGGUGGUGACGGUGGUGCGCUGGGUGUCGGAGCUCAAGAACAAGCUGCUCAAGGACGGUCCCGGCUUCUUCCGCGAGAAGGUGGUCUUCACGCUGCAUAAAUCCAAGCAGAACCGCUCCGAGCAGCCCUCGGCGCGCAUAUUUGAGGCGGUGUCGCUGCUGCUGGCCGGCAACGCGUCGCCCUUCACCAUGCACCUCUUUGACCAGACCAUCACGCUGGAGGCAGCUGCGGCGCCGCUGGCGGUGUGGCUGCGCUCGGCUGCCUUCAACGAGUUUUUGCACAUCCAGCAGAGCCAGCAGCUGAAGCGCAUCUCGCUGGACCUGCUGCUGUCGGAGGACGUCGCCAUCGCGGCUCGCUGCAUUGAGGCGUUCAAUGCCGUGAAGAGGUACGAGCAGCUCUUCAGCGUCAACCCCGCCCUGUGCAAUCAGGCGCUCCUAGCCCAGCGGCCGCAGAUCGUGCACCUCGCCCUCAAGUACGGCGCCGCCUUCCAGCUCAAGGACGAUACCGUGUACGAUGCACUGCAGCUCUUUGACCGCGUCUCCUGCUGCGGCUCGCCCCUCAACGUCGGCGCCUGGCCCCUCAUCCUCUGCAGCUGCCUCCUCCUGGCCGCCCGGCAAGUCGAAGCCCCCGCCAUGUGGCCGCAGCUCGAGCAGGUCACCCUCCUCACGGGUUUCGGAGCGGACAUGUUGGUUGCUAUGGAGCGCAACGUGCUAGUCUGGCUGGCGCACGACAUCUCCACCAUCUCCCCCAUGCGCGUCAUCCAGCUCUACCUGGAGCGGCUGGGGCACUACCUGCCCGACUUCAAGGCGAUUGACCGUGUCAGCAAGGACCUGCAGACGCUGGUGCUCAAGGUGGCAUGCAGCCCGGUGGUGGGGCUGCGGCCGUCGCUGGUGGGCGCGGCGGCGCUGCUGGUUGUGCGGCGCGCGCGCGGCAUGGUGCCCGCCUGGCCCACCGUGCUGCAGACCAUGACGGACUACACGCCGAACGACGGGGAGCUGACGGCGUGCGUGAUGCACAUGGAGGCGCUAAUGCAGCAUUGAGCAAGAAGCUAUGCGCUGGCAAUGGGCGCCUAGAGCGCCCUGUUGCCUGCACAUGCUGAUGCAAGGCCUGCAUGCAUGCGAGAGAGCGUCGAGAGUGUGAGAGUUUGGAGUCGAGCUCUUAUGGCUUUUGCCUGCGGUCACAGUUGCCGUCUGGGGUAUUGCCUUGGGCAUUUGUUGGCGCAUGCGCGGCACGUAUUGGUGCCCGCAUAUGGCCACGUGAGAGAAUGAGGGGCGGAGGUAAGCUGCAACGAGGUGUAUAGCUUGUUCCUUGUUGCAGUGCUUUGCCCAGUGGUUGGAGGCAACCCAGGGGAGGGCUACCUUUAUAACUGCGUGUUCUUCCAAAAUGGGUGCUGGGCCUUUUGUUGGUGUUGUUGCUGCACAGUCGCUGUACAGCGCUUCGCAGUAGUUGUCGACUUAGUGCUCGUUAGAGUUGCAUGUUCGGCGGCGAUUGAGGCAGUGACCGGGCGCGGGUAAUGGUUGGCUGGACCCGGCGAUGGUGGGUUGUUGCAAUUGGUCGAAGGAAGGCUGCAUUUUGGUAGGGAGGCAUGACCCUCCCGCCAGUGGUCAUGCAAAGGGGCAGAGUGUGGGCGGCAGGGCACGUGUUCAUGGUACUGGAUCGGAGUACGUAUUGGGGCGCACGUGGAGUAAGAACAUGACGCGGCAUGCCUUCUCAGUUGCCCGGUCAUCCUCGGUUUCUAUCGUCGCAUGCGUUGGGGGCGGGGCAGCGCCCUCUUACUGGGGGGGGCCACCCGGUCGUAUGGGUAAUUUUCUUGUGGGGGCUUGGGGUCGUCGUUACAGUGGGGCGGGCUUCACAGGGCUCUUAAGGCGCUUGGCGGCACCUGUCGCGCUUUCGCCUGGCGGUGGAUUGUGUUGUGCGGAGUCUGCUUCCUGUGCGUGGAUGGCUGGAGGGAGUUCUCAAGUUCUUCCGCAUGCACUGUCGACUGUUUGGAUGUCUGCGUGGGGUUGCGCUAGUAGGCAUGAUGUCUUUAUCUUUGGCGCAUGUGGUAGAGUUUGAUGAGUAUGUAAUAUGCAUGCUAUGGCUUUGAUGGCAAGGAUGCGUAAGAAGCCAAUGGUUGGGGGGUCUCAAGAGAGAGUUAUCCUGGUAUUGGAGCAAAGCGCAGUUGGAGCCUAAAGUGCAGUUGAUAGUAGCAGCGUCUGGUUUCGAGUUAAGGUGCCGGUGAAGACGAUAGUCGAUAUGCUCAUAUUUGGACUGCUGGUAGGCGGGUGCCCCGAAUCCACUUGCUGGCUGUCGUGUGCAAUUGUUUUACUGCGCGUACGGGGAUACUGCCUCGGCCGUUUGUUCUGAGUUGUUUUAUGUUAAGCUAAGCCUUUGUACGUAGAUUACGAAGGUAUUACUCUGUAGCCGCACUUUGAUAGGGUGGACGCUCAGACGCGCGUCUUCAGCGAAGGGUUGACUUUUGAAUUGUUCCUGUCGUGUCUUUUAUGCGGGUUCCCGCUCCGCUAUUGAAAGAGACUUUCCCCUGGGCAUCCAUGCCGGCAGUUUGUGGUCGUCUGCUUGCUCGUUUCUCUCUUUGGUGGAAAACGGGGCUGUUCCAGACGAGUUGGUGUACUGUGUGGCGUUGCCCUGGAAACAACUGAUGUCGCGUCGCGUGCUUAUAUUUAGUUGGGGACGGGGCGGUUUGGUUCUUACUGCGUAGGGCGCGGCUUUCCUGAGCACAACCCCGUGAACCGGCAGUCGCGGCUGUGCGUCGCUUGUCCUGCGGCAAAGUCGUGGCUGUUUCGUCCCGUUGAGUGGCUCUGUGGCCGUAAUGACAAAGAAACAAAUGCGGGAACACCGAUCCUGUGGAUCACUGAAAACGCUGUUGGGGUCCCCGGGUUUAGCCCGUUGCUGUGGAGGGUUCCCCAGGUAGGAGUCGAUGGUAUAUGCCGCAAAGACGCAUCGCCACAAAGAGCAUGGAAACUUUUUCCCAUCAAGUACUUUCCCCAAAAGUUGUGUGGGCUCAAUGGCGUGUUGCGUAUAAAGCGUGAAGGUGUUUUUGAAGGAUCACGGGACGAUGUUGCAGUGUUCUGCUAUCCUAAAGUGCUUGCUCUGUUAUGUGGUAUUUAAAUAGGUUUACUUAUUUUGCCUCGGCGGCCGUUUCAUGUCAGUGGGGGUUGUAAGGCGUUGGGCAAUGGAUGUUUACCGGGUUUGGGACGAGCACGAUUGAGCUCAUUCAUUUACGGUCCUUAAAACUGUAGGCAACGUAAUUCCUGUGCAGUUGCCCGAUUAUGCCAUGGAAUUUUGCUGGCGUGGGUGGAUGUUGCGUGGCUUGGCCGUGAGUUGGCAGUACAAGCGUGUUUGAUAGCCGUUAAUAAUCCUCGUGAGACUUAGAGCUGUGUAGUUUCUGGCCCGUGGCCUUGGCAGGAAAAGCUAUCCCCGAGCAAAUGCAAGAAGUAGCUGCGGAG
Messenger RNA from Astrephomene gubernaculifera, 5565 nucleotides. Lineage: Eukaryota; Viridiplantae; Chlorophyta; Chlorophyceae; Chlamydomonadales; Astrephomenaceae. The record is from the annotation of a GenBank genome assembly.